UACAGUACCAUGUGCGUGCUGCAUAUUACCAACAACGCACAGCAAAUACGUACGAUACAUGGCUGAUCGUAUAAAAUCCGAAGAGUGAAAAGAAUUUUGGAUUAGUCGUUGAAAGCAGUCGAACGCUAAACAUUAGACCCUCUCGAAGGCCAUGUACAAGAUUACGUUAAUAAUUGUUUUUGUUGCACUUGUUAUUGUGUUAAUUUUAUGUUUAACACUGGGUGGAGAACAAAGUACUGAACAACUCGCAAAAUAUGAUAUCUUCGACGAUGCAGAAAGUGCUGGCUCAAAUAAGCCAUCACCGGAGGAGGAGAAAGAUCCAGAGUUUUGGCUGACGCUGGGUCGUGAGGAAUUAUUCAAAAGCCUGGCCAAACAAAAGCUGAAUGUAAACAAAGCCAAAAACAUCAUUCUGUUUAUGGGUGAUGGAAUGGGCUUGAGUACAAUAACCGCUGCUCGAAUAUUAAAAGGGCAACGUAUGAAUCACACAGGCGAAGAAGCUGUUCUAAGUUCUGAUAAAUUUCCCUAUACAGCUUUGAGUAAGACUUAUUGUUCUAAUGCCCAGGUGGCCGAUUCUGCUUGUAGCGCCACCGCAUAUUUGUCUGGAGUCAAGGGAAAUAUUAUCACCAUAGGUGUAAGUGCAGAGGUCACUUAUAAUAACUGUACUGCCAGCAUGGAUCCUGCCAAUCAGGUGUCGUCUAUAGCCGCCUGGGCCCAGAGAGCAGGUAAAUCCACUGGCUUUGUCACCACCACGCCUGUUACUCAUGCCAGCCCUGCCGGUGUUUAUGCUCAUACAUCGAACCGUUUGCAUGAAUGUGAUGCCGAUUUAAUGAGAUACAAUAUCGACCCCCGCAAAUGCAUGGACAUGGCUCAGCAACUGAUAACACAAAAGCCAGGACGAAAUUUGAAUGUCAUAAUGGGUGGCGGCUUGGGUAAACUCAUGCCCAAUGAUCAGAGAGAUUCCCAUGGCAACUAUGGAGAACGUAGAGAUGGCAAAAAUCUUGUUUCCACCUGGGAAGCUAUGCAUCCACAGGGUGCCUUCGUUACGAACCGUGAGCAAUUGCUAAAAGUAAAUACUUUAAAUGUUUCUCACAUAAUGGGCAUAUUUCAAAGUAAAAGCAUGAAAUUUAACGCCUUUGCAGAUGAAACAUAUCAACCGACGUUGUCGGAGAUGACAAAAGUAGCCCUACAGCUUUUACAACGUAAUGAGAAAGGAUAUUUUGUGUUCAUCGAGGGGGGUCUGAUAGAUUCAGCUCAUCAUGAUAAUAGGGCUGGUUUGGCAUUAGAGGAGACUUUGGAACUGGAUAAGGCUGUACAGCUUGCGCGUGACAUGACCGAUCCUUCGGAUACACUUAUUCUAGUAACUGCAGAUCACUCACAGCCCAUGACCCUGGCUGGCUUUCCCGGCCGUGGUACGCCCAUAUUGGGCUUAAAUCAACACGAACGCUCACUGGAUGGUUUAAAGUAUUUGACCCUAUCCUAUCCCUUGGGCUAUGAACAAUACUUGGAUAAAAAGGGAAAACGCAUGGAUUUAGAGAAAUUGAAUUGGAAAAUUGAUAGCAAAUACCCAAGUGCGGUAAAAGUGUUUAAAGGCCCUCAUUCUGGUGAGGAUGUAAGUGUUUAUGCGUCGGGACCUUUUGCCCAUCUUUUUACAGGAGUUUUACAACAGAAUACCAUACCAAUUAUGGCGGCCUAUGCAGCGUGCAUUGGGAAUGGACCUACAUUGUGUGAUGGGUGAAAAUGUAAAC
Stomoxys calcitrans (stable fly) is the source of this 1745-nucleotide messenger RNA. Its product is annotated as alkaline phosphatase. NCBI's taxonomy places the organism in Eukaryota, Metazoa, Arthropoda, Insecta, Diptera, Muscidae. The transcript has 3 exons. Bases 152 to 1735 code for a protein of 527 amino acids. Gene Ontology annotation, biological process: dephosphorylation. The record is from RefSeq and is a predicted model, not a curated record. Gene Ontology annotation, molecular function: alkaline phosphatase activity.